AUGGGGGCCUUGGCCUCUGUCGGGCUGGUGGGCCCGCAGCCGGCAAGACAGGGGGCGCGUGGGGGCGCUGGAGUCCUGCGGCACACGGGCAGGCCAGCGGCAGGCAAGACGGGCCGGGCCAGGAUGGAGGAGCCGGCCCGACUCGCGGUCCAGCACACGGUGCGGAUGAGGAUGGCGGUGCUGCCGGCGCUGCGCGUGGUGCCUUUGCGAGGCCUCCUCCCCCUUCUCCCACUGGGAGACUGGUUUGCACCGGUGCACCUGCAGAAGCUGCUGCAUUCCUGCCUCACCGUCUUGCAGGCGCUCGCAUGGGUCUCAGAGCUGCACGGUGAGGACAGCGUCGGCCAGCUGCCGGCCCACCAGCUCACCGUGGAAGGCCUGAGCCUGGACCCGCUGCUCCAGCCCUGCCAGAUCCCCAAGCACCAGGAGCUGCUGCAAGCAGAGGAGGAGUGCUGCGCACGCCAGCUGCAGGCCGUGGCGCACCAGAGCAUGGUGCGGGACUUGGAGCUGGAGCUGGAGCUGGAGCUGGCGGGGGUGGCGGAGCAACAGAGCGGCGCCCUGGAAGGAGCAGCCCACCCAGAGCGGAGCGAGCGGAGGCUGCAUCCGGAGGCAGUGGCCCGGCGGCAGUGGGCCCGGCAGCUGGAGCCGGGGCUCCAGCGGAGUCACGAGUGCUGCGAGGAGAGGGAGCAGGCCGUCCGGAGGCGGGAUGAGCGCCUGCAUCAGGCCUGGGCUGAGGGGGCCCGUGCCCACGGUGCCUUGCUGCAGAGAGAGCAGGAGCUGGAGCGCAGCCGUGCGGAGUGGGGCACCUUGCGCGGAGAGGGGCAGGCCCUGCGGCACCAGGCGGCCCAGGCGACGGCGCAGCUGGAGGAGGAGCAGGUGCUGCUGCCCCAGAGCCGCCUGCGUGCCGUGGAGGAGCAGCUGGCCGAGCUGAUGCGCCACAUGCAGGCUGGCUGCCAGCUGGAAGCCGAGCGUGAGCCUCUCCGGGACAGGCUGUUCAGAGCAGAAGUAGAGCUGGAGCAGAAGAGGGCAAUGCUGCAGUGGCAGGCGGAGGAGCUUAGCCGAGCCAAGCGGCAGCUCCAGCGGGCCCUGCAGGCGGCUCAGCAGCACCAGCGGGCGGCCACUCGGCUGGAACUGGACCUGGCCAGCAGGCAGGAGGGGCUGAGCUGCCUGCAGCAACAGCUCUGCACCGCUCAGAGACAACUGGGCAGCCAAGCGCAGUGCUGGCAGAGGGAGCAAGAGGCGGCCCGGCUGGCCCUGGCAGAGAAGGACGAGGAGCUGGUGGUGAUGAAGGUGGAGCUGGCCUCGCUGGAGGAGAGGUGCUGCCGCGUGAUGGAGGAGAAGGAAGAGUUGCAGAAAGAGGCCAGCCUUCUCCGGCAGAAAGCUGUUCUCGCCCGCCAGGAGCUCUCCACUUGGCCUAGAGACACAACAAAGUGCUUCCUACAGGAGGGAGCCCAUCCUGGCUCCUCCGUGGCUGCAACCAUCGCUCCUCACAACCCGGUCCUCAGGCUGUGAGGGCAGCAGGGGCAGGCCAGGCAUCGGCUGUGCCCAGUCCCAGAAAGGGCAUGUGGGUCGGGGGCGGCAGAUCAACGGCAGUCGUGUGGAGUCUCACAAGCAGAAGACGUGUGCACAGACUAAGUCACCUCAGCCCAGAGACCAUGCCGCAGCAGUGU
This is a messenger RNA of Varanus komodoensis (Komodo dragon), 1667 nucleotides long. RefSeq names its product rootletin-like. Bases 1 to 1509 code for a protein of 502 amino acids. The transcript is spliced from 12 exons. The record is from RefSeq and is a predicted model, not a curated record. Gene Ontology annotation, biological process: spermatogenesis. Lineage: Eukaryota; Metazoa; Chordata; Lepidosauria; Squamata; Varanidae.